Messenger RNA from Varroa destructor (honeybee mite), 2852 nucleotides. RefSeq lists its product as uncharacterized. Lineage: Eukaryota; Metazoa; Arthropoda; Arachnida; Mesostigmata; Varroidae. Gene Ontology annotation, cellular component: nucleus. Gene Ontology annotation, biological process: positive regulation of transcription by RNA polymerase II. The record is from RefSeq and is a predicted model, not a curated record.
CACAUAAGUGUUGCCAUUACACCAUUUUCCAAUCGUUUCUUCGUCAUCGUGUCCUCCUACGGCAAAAUCGGAAACCUUCUCGAUAUAUCAAGGGAAUCAGUCCCAUAUGAAGCGUCAUUUGGAGUUUCUGCUGGACGUGCCGAUAACGACGACGUAAUUUCAGUGAACCGACUUCUAGGGGCGGAAGAUGAAGGUGUCGAAACGGCGGGUCGCUACCUAGCUGAGAAGAUUAUGGUGAAAAGUAAUGGAAGAGUUAAUUCAGUCCUUCUUGGAAUUAGUCUCACAAACUAUGAGAAAGUUAUUGUUAAGGAACUCACCGAGAAGAUCUUAGCUAUGCUGUGAAUUCGCCGUUAAGAAUUAAAGUCGUGAAACCAAGCUUCUUUAAGCCAUUUCGCAGAUGACAAUGGGUCCACCCAGCCAAGAAAAAGCUGAUUCACAUUCGGCGGCUUUGGCUUCUGCCAAACUUUCGGAUCAAACGUCAACAUCAAAUUGUCAGCGCAGGUCGCAGCGCAGAUCGACAGCUGUCUAUGAGUGCAUUUUUUGCUCGAUCACUUUCACAAACCGAAACGAACUCGAAACUCACCUUACGUCUCACGUGGAUUGCUCCCCUGAGACGGAAUCCGAAAAGGUUCAAGAUGAUGCAGUACGACAGGAGGCACUCUCUUGUCCAGUCUGUAAUGAUUUUACAACAUGGAGGCAGGACGAACUGCAGCAACACUUCGAUAAUCAUAUAAUGGGCUACAAAUGUGUGUUUUGCGAUUUUACGACUCUGAGGAAAACUCGUCUACGCAGCCACUUACCUCAACACGCGUUCGAAAGGAACUUCAAGUGUGAACUAUGCGGAAUGGGCUUUUAUAAAAAUGACCUACUUAGUAGACAUAAAAAAACGCAUGGACCAAAGAACUUUGCGUGUACACAAUGCGAUCACACAACGUAUUCCCAACGUAUGCUCAACGAUCAUCGUAUACUCAAACAUUCAUCGGAUAAAGUCCACAAAUGCAAGGAGUGUGGUCAACAUUUUAGACAUUCGGCAGAUCUCAGCAUUCACCGAAGAAGGAUCCACAACUUGCAAAACACAAAGUUUGGCAAGAGCGACAUCAAGCGUUGUCCUGAUUGCACGUUUGAGACUAAACGAAGACCCGAGUUUAUUUUGCAUCGCUACGAGGUUCACGAGUCGUUUCCUAUGAUACGUUCGGAUUCGAUGGAACUGCAGUGCGCGAUGGAAGGUUGUACGUUUUCUAUUGACUCCGAACUAAAGUUCGUCACACAUAUUCAAGCAAAACAUAGAGCUGCAACAACGUCGAGCAGUGAAAAAGAUCAACAACAGUGCUUGUCAUGUCGGCUGUGCAGAAAGAAGGAGACCUGUACACACACGAGCAGUGGACGACCUCGCGGCUCAAAAUCAGCGAAGAAGAAGAAACUGAAUACCACUGCUGGCACCAGCAAUAACAAUAAAAAUACUAGUGACUGUAACACCGAUGUCGCUAUAGUUGGCUGGGAUUCAGCUCCAAUCAGUUGUAACAAGGACAAAGCCAAGGAAACUGCUGAAGACAGCAUAAAGGAUUUCCCUACUUCCCAGAAAGAAGCGGACCCGAGGCCCGGUUCUGCCCAACAGCAUACACAGCGACAACCAGUCGAACAGGUCGGCAUUAUGCCAAUUUCACCUUACGUCGUUCCAGAAUCGACAGGAAGCACCGAAUUAUCUUAAAACUGCUUAAAAGUAGUGGUUUACGAAUCCUUUUACGCAAAAUUUUUGGAUGAAAUUAAGUGCAUCAAAUUUCGUAUGGUGCAAUUUUUAAACGCUCGCUGGUUUGAAUCUAUCAACGCGCAUCUGUGCACAGCAUGUGUCAAUAGCGUACGAUAUUUAAAAAGAUAGGAUAGAUCAAUAAGAUUAUUAUAACAGAACGCGUUUUGUACCUGAAACUUGCUCGAUAAUACCUAUUAUUAAUAAAUAUCGUAGUAUAAAAAACAUAUUGAAGAAUCAUCACAAUCAAAAGGCCAAUCAAUAUUUCGUAUUCUUGCAGGAAAUCGCUUCACUUGUGAAUGACUGCCUUUAGCAGGCAACAGGUAAUGCUAAUUCAAAAGACAAACAAUCUACUAUAACAAUUAUGUCCAGGUUCUCAUUAAUUCCUAUGCCGCGACGACAACUACAGUCACUUCUGUGUGGUUAAUAUUACUCACAUCGUUGGUCUGUGUGUAGUAGAUGCUAGAUUCAGAUGUGCCGCGGCAGAUGAUCAAAUCUGUUAUAGUUCUUGUCAAAAGAAGCUUACUAGAUCAGAUAUUUUGCACAGGUCCAAAAGAUAACUCAACCAGUGCUCUCAGGCCUGAAUGUCUAGCUCAAUUAAUGGCCUUAUGGCUGUAUUUUGGGUUUUGCGCAGUAUUUACGACCGAUGCAAGACGGUCUAAGCACCUGUUAGAGUGUCUUGAGAGUGUUACAUUAAAAUACACGAGACUUUUAUUGUAAGAAACAAGCGGUACGUUGCAUCCACCAGAUGAUUAAAAUAACUAUGGUAAAUUCACUAUGCGGAGCAAAAGAUGUCUGUAAACGUCAAUAUCGUGUUGUUUAAUUCUUAACUUUUACUAACUAAAGCAAACCGAAUGUACAUCUUUCGUCAUACGCACAAUAUCCUGAAAAUAAAUAUUGUUUGUUAGCGCCUUUGUAAAUACUUUUUCGUGCAUUGAGAUGACAAGAAGAUUAGGUUAGCUUAGAACCAUAUUCACUUGAUCUUAGAGUCCACUGAUAUACAUGCCUCUUUAUAUUGUAAUACAUAAAAUUUGUCACGAAUACAAAAGUAUCAAUCAUCAAAGAUGUCGAUUUUAGAGCGAUUAAUAUGGCAAAUACAAUGCUCUUU